Messenger RNA from Polyodon spathula (Mississippi paddlefish), 619 nucleotides. RefSeq lists its product as uncharacterized. NCBI's taxonomy places the organism in Eukaryota, Metazoa, Chordata, Actinopteri, Acipenseriformes, Polyodontidae. The coding region runs from base 71 to 376 and encodes 101 amino acids. The record is from RefSeq and is a predicted model, not a curated record. The transcript has 3 exons.
UGAUUAAGUUUGACUAAAUCAAUGUCCUGUGGCGCAGUUGUUUUUGUUUUUCAGCAAAGUAGUUACGAAAAUGGCUGAAUAUUACAAUAUUAUUAGAAGAGACCUGUUGAUUCUUGCUAAUCACAUAGAUGCAAACUCUGUGUCUCAGGACUAUAUUCUCUACCGAGUUGAAUGGUUGCUGGAGCGAUUAGGGCAGGUGUCAGCAGUUACAGAAGUGCUUUUUCCAAUAGUUUCAGACUGGUUUUCAACUCUGAGUGAUGAUGAGCUGGAUGGUAUUGUUUCUGAAAUCCAUCAAAACCUCCCCGAUGCUGGUUACAGAAUGAUGCUCGGUCACCUGAAAUCGCGAGGCAUUCGGAUUCAGAGUAAGGUGGCGUAGUCAUUCAUGGAGGAAUUGAUGGGUUUAGCCGGCUGAUUGUUUACCUUAAAGCUGCCACCAACAACCAAGCCUCAAUCAGUAUGGCUUACCUUCCCAGGUGAGAUUAGAUAAAGGUGGGGAAAAUGUAGAUGUGGCACACUUCAUGGUGAACAGCAGAGGGGAGAACAGAGGUUCACACAUCACUGGAUGAAGUGUGCACAAUCAGAGGAAAAUAUGAACUUAAUAUUACACUAGGUGGAUGAU